AUGUGUCAGGUCAGAACUCAAAGCCUUCAACCAUUUUCGAUGUUACUGAUGAUGCCGUGUCUGUGCAAGAAAGGUCCAAUACUAUUGACGAGGAACUUGCACAAUUUUCUUGGCAAAAUAAGUAUGAGAACGACUCAGCAGUUCAAGAGAACUUUAAUCCAAACAAUCCCUGAGGAAACACUCGACAGCAAAAGGACUCAGUCGGCAGCCAUUGAGAGUUGCACAAAUUCCUUUCAGUUAUCCAGAGAUUGUACCCAUGAAGAGGAAGCCGUCGAUAGUCCAACAGAUACAAAUACUUCAUCUAAGACAAUUGCAGAAGAGUCUGCAGAAGCUAUCGAAUCCUUGAAAGGAACAAGAAGGAUUCACAGAGAUUCGCCAGAAGAACUCUUGCUCAUCACCAAAAGAGGAAACUUCUUCCAAGACUCAUUCUUCCUCGACGCUCACCGAGACUUCAGUGCCGCUCUCAGGCAGGUGUUGGGCAGGUGCAAUCAAGUCAACUUUGAGGACGACACUGACCUCCGCCACACCGAUAUCCUGGAACGCUACAGGCAGCUUCGGUCUCGCGAUCUGAGGGAAGAGAAUCAGGCCGCUAUCGUCACAUCAGACACUUGUAUGAAGUGGAGAUGUACAAGCGAAGUCGUUGAUGAGAAGGAGUUGGUCAUCAAGGGACUUGUGGUGAAGAAGGAAGAAGGAACCUCAUCCGAAACCUCUCACUCCUUCAGACGCCGCUUCUCUCUUCCACAGUUUACUAAAAUCACUUCUGUCAUGUCUUUAGAUGGCAUCCUCACAGUCACUGUGAUGUUUAAGGAAGGAAAUGUCGAGGCAAAUACUGCUGAAAACUCCAUUAAAACUGAAGCAAAACGCAGCCUCACUAAAGAAAUCAUUCACUCGAAAUCACCUUCACUUCCUGCUGAAAAACGUCUGCUUGAGACCAAGAAUGAAAACCAAAAUGGACUGAACGAGUAUAUGACGUCUCAGUCCGAGGAAACUCGUCAUUUCCCUCGAGAUUUCACGUCGGGAACAAAGACGCCUUAUCUUGAUUGCAGUUUCGAGGACAGCGAUAGACUGAGACGCUUUGGACAAGAAAGUGGCAGGGAGUCUCAAGAAACUAAUAAGUAUAACGUCACCGAAGACGCAAUUAUGGGAACGUCCUCUCGUUUGGCGAGUGGUUCUCUAUCUAACUUCACAGAGAAAUCUUUUCCUAUCACGAGGAAAGGACACUUCUUCUCCCAUUACUUCUUCCGAGACACAAGGGAGGAUUUCCAGAAGGCCGUUAGGGAAAUCCUGAGCAGAUGGGGAGAGAAGUCCUGCGGUGACGAGAUGACUUGCUACAGGAAACUACGAGCACGAAAUAUGAGGGAAGACACUCAGGCUGUGACGUCCUCGGAAGAUGAACGCCAUUAUAAGUUUGUCAUUGAUGUUCACGACUUUAUGGACGUUGGAGAGAUCAGCGUGAAGGCUGUGAACGAGCGAGAGUUGGUGGUCGAAGGUCACUUGGAGAAGAAGGAAGACGGUUCCAAGUCCAGCAAGCGGUUCCUUCGGCGCUUCGUUGUUCCUGGAGACAUUGAGCUUGAGGCUGUCAUUUCAGUCAUGUCUUCUGACGGUGUGCUUAAAAUUUUGGCUCCAAGAAGGUAGGUUAUCUGUAUAUAC
Molecule: messenger RNA, 1650 nt
Organism: Penaeus vannamei (Pacific white shrimp)
Lineage: Eukaryota; Metazoa; Arthropoda; Malacostraca; Decapoda; Penaeidae
Source: RefSeq, a predicted model, not a curated record